Neospora caninum is the source of this 5436-nucleotide messenger RNA. RefSeq lists its product as hypothetical. NCBI's taxonomy places the organism in Eukaryota, Apicomplexa, Conoidasida, Eucoccidiorida, Sarcocystidae. The coding region runs from base 1 to 5436 and encodes 1811 amino acids. The transcript has a single exon. The record is from RefSeq and is a predicted model, not a curated record.
AUGGAUCGCGUUCCUGCCUCUUCGUCUCCAGGCUGCGACGGGUCUGACGCAGGUACGUCGCUGUCGGACUCUCCGUUUUCUGCGCCUCGGUCGCCGGCCCUCCUCGCUGCAUGCGCCCGCGAGUCCCCCACCGCGGCGUCAGGUGUUUCGACACUCCCUCGGGGCGACGUUUACCUUCUGCCUCUGGCGCAGCCCCCGCCUCUCUGGUCUCCGCCGUCGUGUCCCCUCCCGGUCAACCAUGUUGUCGCGUCGUCCUCCCUUUCUUCUUCACCUCUUCCGCCCUCUCUCUCUUCCGCAUCUUCGCCGUCCUCUUCGUUCCCUCCGUCAGCUCCACUCUCUGACGAGUCGCUUCCGUCGCGCGCGGCCGCUCUCGCUCCAGCUCGGCCCUGUCUCUGCGCGCCCCAACUGUCUCUGGUGUCUCUGCUGGAGGCGCAGGAGCCCGGCGCGUGCGGGCGGCGGCUGCUGGAGUGUCUGACGCUGAACGACUUGGCGCGUCUCCGCGGCGUCUGCCGCCAGCUGAAGAGCCUCGUGGAGAAGAGGGAGUCGCUCUCCGUGUGCGGCGCCGUCGUGCUGAAGAGACGCUGGUGGAGUAGCUGGUCGUCCACGGCGGGCUCCGCGUCGAAACUCGCCUGCCUCCCUUUCUGGCGGGGAGUCAUCGCCUCGCACGCAGACCUCCGCGACGUCGUGUGCCACAUGGAAGGGGCGCAGGCGAUGUCCGACGUGAAGGCUGUCUCCGAACUGAUCUUCCGAAACAGCCGCUCUCUCCGGAACUGCGAAAUCCACACGGACCCCUUCCCCGACCCAAUGCAUCGCGGCGGACCUUCCUCCUCGUCCGCGUUCCGCCUUCUCCCCUCGCCCCCCGCCGGCGAGGAAGGCCUCGAAGCCUUCUUCUUCCCGCGCCUCGAGCGCCUCGUCCUCUCGGGCACGUGGAGCGUCUACUGGCUCGUCGCGCUCACUGCGCCUCACACGGCGCACGCGCAGGCGCCGCGCCUCAGCGCAUGCACCACCCUCGAGCUCGUGGUCUCGGACCCUGCGGUCGCCCUCAAUUUCGGGUGCGGCGAGAAGAAGGAUUCGUCGACGUCCUCGGGGGCGCAUUUUGGCGUACCCGCUUCCGCCUUUGCCCGACAGCGAACGAGCCUCCACCACGGCGGCCCGAACCCUCGGGAGGGGGUGCCCGGCCAGCUGAGAAGCCCCGAGGGAAAUCCCCAUGCAGUGGGCGUGUGUGAGGCGAGUGCAGGGGCGGAUCGGCUUCCAGGCGGCGCCGCGCGCAUGCGCUUCCCGGGUGGACACACAGUCGAGGCGAGUCGAACUGAGGGCGGGCACAGAGUGCCUGGACUCGGCGCCGAGUCAGCCUGUUCAGCGCUUCCUGGACAGGAGGGAGGUGACCCUCGCGGGGAGGGACGAAGAGAAAUCGCCGAGAGACGCCAAGACCGCACGACCUUCGUGUCGCAGUGGCAGGGCCAUCCGAGUCCUGGGCCUUACCACGCGGGACUGCCUCCCUCGAUGGCUGCAAGGGACCAAGCCGAUGCUCCCGCGUUCUCGUCUUUCCCGGCUUCCUGUCCGUCCUUUUCGUCUUCCUCUCCGUCGGCCUCCUCUUCUUUCUCGUCUUUCUCUCCUUCCUCUCCUUCCUCUUCCUCUUCCUUCUCUUCUUCCUCUCCGUCGGCUUCCUCUUCUUUCUCUUCUUCCUCUCCUUCGUUUGCUGCUUCCUCCUCCCCCUCGCUUUCGUCCUCCUCUCCGGGCGCGUCUGCGCCGUCUUCGCUGGGUUCUUCUAUCCCUCACAUCGUUGUCUCUCCGUCGCAGCCUUUUGACUGGCUCCUGUACGCCGACAGCAUUUUUGCGGCGCUUCCGAAUCUGGAGAGGCUGGUCCUCGACGUGAGGGGCGGAGGCAGCGCGUUGCUUCUCCCUCCGUCGCACCCUCUCGCAGCGGAUGACUCGCCGGUGGCUGCGCUUCUCGGCACUCUUCAGCACCCCGCUGGCUCUGACCCCUCGCCGCACCAAGCUCUCGAGUCGGGAGGCCGCAUCUCCCGUGCGGUAACGUCUCCUUCUUCCCUGUCUCCGUCCGUUUCUCCUUCACUUUCUCCUUCUCUUCCUUCUCUCUCUUCUCUCCCUUCUCUGCAGUCUCUUUCUUCUCUGCCGUCCUGUCCUUCGCCUCCCUGCCCGUCUUUGGGGCGCGGAUCGGAAGCACACGGCAGUCCCCGCGGGGCGUCUCACCCCGCGACGCCCCGCGGGGACUCGCCGCGCCAGAGCCGCGUCCGAGACGGCGACGCCUCCGUCAGCUUUUUCUCGACCCAGCCGGGUGCGUGCACCCGAAACGCAUGCAGUGGCGGCGGCCAGCUGGGCGUGGCGAUUCUGUGGUGGCGACUCGUGCUGCGGCGCUGCCGGAACCUCCACGAGGUUGUCGUCGCUGCCGACGAUGCGGACCUUUUCUACGCCUUUGAGGUAGCGCGCAACUUGGAGACGCAGGCGCACCAAGACGCGCUAAACUCCCAAAAAACCAACGAAGAAGACCGCAAAGACAGGGACGGAGACACAGGAGAGGCCAGAGAGGAGGGUGAAUGGAAGCGAAGACGCCCGAUGGAGAGGCGUGGCGAGGGCGGGGACUGUGCGGCGUCACGGGGAGACGACAGGGCAGAAAACAAGACAGUGGAGACACGUGGAGAGACAGUCGAGACACGUGGAGAGACACGUGGAGGGACACGUGGAGAGACAGUGGGGACACGUGGAGAGAUCGGCACGGCUGCGGUGGAGAUCUCUGGAGCAGCACCGGCGGGGAUAGGUGGGGCGGGGAUCGUCGUGGAGAGGGCGGGGAUCGUCGUGGAGAGGGCGGGGAGUCGGCUGCGAAGACGCGAGGGAGAACGCGAGGAGACACCGGGGGCAGCGUCCGAAAGCGAUGGUCUUGCGCCUCCAGGAGACGCACAGGUUUCGUCGGUCUUGGGGAUUUCUUUGGCGACUGCUGACAAGGUCGAAGCGCUGCGAAAGAGGAGAAGAAGCUGGGUGGACUCGGCCGAGAGUGGGACGGAGACGGAAGCAUCCCGGCUGGCAGACAGGCGCUGUCUCGCCCUCGCACGCGUCACGGCUGUGGGUCCAGGCGCCGGUUUCUCGUCGCUCUCCUCGGUGUGCUGUCUCCUGGACGACGAGGCGCUGGUUUCCAACUGUCUCCUCGACGUCGCAGAGAGCGCCCACGCUACGGAGCGCGUCUCCUUCGACUUCGCGUGUGGGAUCCGGCUCUCGGCGCGGCUCCUCGGUGUCGAUACACUCGCCGAGAUGGUACAGAAACUGCUCCUGCUGUCCUCGGGACGGGCUGGCGACGCUGCGGAGACCGGGCGGAGUCUCGAGGCGAGCGGCGAGAGAAGCGCCGCAGGCGGGGGAGGUUCGCGAGAGGCAAGCGACGAGACGCAGCGGUUCUUCCUGCCGAUUUUCCUCUCGAGCGACGGCGGCGAGGCGUCCCUCGACGGCGCUGACGAAGAGACAGAUUUGUGCACCAUUCGGAAUGGCCUCUUCCCCCGCCGCAGCUGGGUCCGCCGACUUGCCCUCGACAGCUGCUCGUACACCGUCACGGUUGCGAAUCACCCGGGCCAGGAGCGCUGCAGUCGGGUGUACCUCCACUGGCUGUGUCGGCCGCACGCUAUUCGAAAGCAGGAAUCUUGCCACGUGAGCAAAUCGCAGGUGGCCUCUUCAGCGCACUCUCUUCCGUUCCACGCAUCCUCAGAGGGCCGAGCCCGGAGACGACCAGAAGAACACGUGCCUGCCGACUCUCAGCUGUCAAGCGCCGCUUCGCUUCCCGAACGCAGCCGCGCGCACUCGCCUCUUCCUGCCUUAUCGAGGCCUCUUCCGCACGCUCUUUCUGCGCCUUCUCCGCGUCCACUCUCUUCUCUCUCUUGUUCCUCUUCUUCCGGUUGCCACAGUCUUUCUUCGGAGUUUUCUCUGCUGCUGCCUUCUGUCCAGUUUCUGGCGCCAGGCGGGCGUCGCGCACGCGCAGCUGUUCAGGCCGAGUUGCUGCCUGUGCUGCGGUUGCUGGUCUCGUCGCCGGAGCUCCAGGCUGGUGCCCAAGCCGCCCGAAGCGCGGAGCGGGGCGAGCGGGCCUGUGGCGCGAAGCCCGACGGAGACGCGCGGCCGGGGCCGGUGAAGUCGGAGACAGAGGACCCGAGCAACUCGGUGGCUGAGAGUUGGAACGGGUUUGACUCCGGCGCGCCCCGCGGCGCAGAAGACUCGGCUUGGAGCGAGAAAAGAGCAGAGGAAAGGCUGCGGGGGGCGUCGCCCGUGCACCCACAAAGUGAAGCCGCGCAGGAAGUCGCACGCCUCUCGCUGCUCAACGGCGCAGAUUACGACCACGCUGUCAGCCUCCUCAAUUCGGCCUCAGGGCCGCCAUCGGUUUUUUCCCGUGCGGUCCCUUCACCCUCUUCCUGCGAUGCUUCCUCUGUCCUCUCCUCCUUUCUCUCCCGUGCAGAUUCCACCUCGCACCCUGCCUUCUCUCAUGCCUCUUCCUUAUCGCAUUCCUCUUCCUCGUCUUCCGCGUCUUUCUCUUCGUCCUCUUUGUCUCGGUCUUUGCUGCCGUUGGGUUUUGUGCUCGGUGCGUGCCCCGCGGGGGGGUGUUUUACUCGGCCCUGGGACGUGGAGAGAGAAGCGCUGGUCCUGAUUUGUUUGGACGCGGUCCUCCGCGAAAGUUGGCGCGGCGUGGAAAUCUACUUCCGGCUGUCUCCGCUCGACGGGGCGCUUGAGUGUCGAGGCCGGAACCUCCUGCGGUGCCUGACGAGGCUGCGCAUGCAAGGCCCAGUUUCACCCGCGCAGAGGCGACAGACAGAGACCGAAACGCUGUCCAACCACGAAGCGUGGGCAACGCCCAAAACUCCCAACCUUCUCGAGACAGAGACAGGUUCGCACCUCGACGGGAACCGCGAGUCCUCGAAACUCGCGAUGCAGGCUGAAUCGGAGGGGAGUCACAAGGUGCCGAGUGGGGAAAGACAGGACACCGCGGCGAGAGCGGCACAGGACAGGACUUUGGACGUGUCGCGGUUUGACCACUGGCGCUGUCUCUCGUUUUCCGACUCGUCCUCGCUUCUUCCUUCUGCCACAGUUCUGGGCCCGCAGGCGAGUGCGCCGCACCUGGUCCCGCCGUCGCUUCUUCUUCUCCGAAUCGCCAUCGGGCCGGAAGUGCCCGGGGAGAACGUGAUUGGCGGCGAGCGCAGGGAAGAGCGACGGUUUCGAGACGACUUGCUGGCCUUCCUCGGAGCGUACAGCGAUUCGCUGCGCUUCGUCGAAGUCGAGGCGACGCACCAUCGCCUGCGGGAAGAAGAUCCGCGCCUCGUGGCGCUCCACUGGCCUCUCGCACUGCAGCGGGCGCAUGCGGCGCUCCUCGACGCAGGUUUCCGCGUUCGGGGCGUCUUCAAAGGCGCCACGCCCAGAGACUUCAUCCGUCUCUAUGAACGGGCCGAAUAA